GGUCUUUGGGAAAGCUGGAACCUUAGUGCGCGUCGAUUGCUGAAUUAAAUUCGAAAAAUAUAUUCAUAAAAUAGGGAGGAGGAGGCGGCGAUGUCCUCGGGCGACUGAAAUCCUUCCUCGUCUCUGCCGCUCCGCGAUCGGUGCCCUUGGCGUAAGAGAUCGGCGAUGUUCUCGUGCUAUCGCCGGCUCUCUGCUCCUUCGAUCCCCCCGCCGUCGGAUCUGCGGAUUCGGUUUUCCCGUCUCCAGCCCGUCUCCGUCCGCUCGGCGCUGUGCGAUGGAGUCCCCCGUACCCUCCGCGUCGAGGUCAGUUCGCGAUUAUCCGAGCCGGUCGUGGCUCACUUUCAGGGCGGCGGCGGAUUGUCGUUCUUGAGAGUGCGAUCUCCGUCAGCGAAAGGUAUCGAUGCCAUAGGAGAUGUGCUUGGGGAAUUAGAGGUGGAUCGGAAGCGGCGGAAGGCGGCAGAACUGGUGGCCGCGGCGGUGGUCACGGUGGUCUUGGGGACUGGCAACCGGGUGCUCUACAAGCUCGCGCUUGUGCCUCUCAAGGAGUAUCCUUUCUUCCUCGCUCAAUUCGCCACGUUCGGAUACUUGGUUGUUUACUUCUCAAUCCUUUACACUCGUUAUCAAGCUGGCAUUGUAACCGAUGAGAUGCUUUCGCUUCCAAAGACCAAAUUUUUGGCAGUUGGAUUCUUGGAAGCUUUGGCUGCUGCAUCGGGAAUGGCUGCUGGAGCUGUUCUUUCCGGGGCAUCAAUACCAAUCCUGUCUCAGACAUUUCUUGUUUGGCAGCUUAUCUUUUCAGUUAUAUUUCUUAAGAGGCGAUUUCGACUAAACCAACUACUAGGGUGUUUUCUUGUGACCAUCGGAGUGGUAAUAACUGUGGCAAGUGGGUCUGGUGCUGGUACCUCAUUAAAAAAUGCUGGAAUAUUUUGGUCACUUCUUAUGAUUCUUUCAUUUCUAUUUCAAGCUGCGGACACUAUCUUGAAGGAGAUUAUAUUCCUGGAUGCUGCUAAGAAACUGAAGGGAGGUUCUCUUGACCUUUUUAUUGUAAAUUCUUUUGGAUCUGCUUUUCAGGCCAUAUUUAUAUGCCUUUUGAUGCCAUUCAUGUCGAAGCUAUGGGGCAUUCCAUUCCAUCAAUUGCCAUCGUAUAUUAGAGAUGGAACGGCCUGCUUUCUAAAUAUUGGAUCAUUAUCAGGAGGAUGCCAGGGCGCACCACUUUUACCUAUAUUGUUUGUGAUUGUUAAUAUGGCAUUUAACAUAUCCUUGCUACAUCUUCUAAAGAUUUCUUCAGCAGUAGUCUCUUGCCUUGCAUCCACUUUUUCAGUUCCCCUUUCCAUCUAUGUCUUCACACUGCCACUGCCAUACAUUGGAGUAGCGUCGUCGCUCCCUUCUGGCUUCAUCGCUGGAGCUAUCGUUCUUGUCAGUGGUCUCCUCCUCUAUUGCUGGUGUCCACCUCUGACCACUAGUACGCACAAUAAAGUAUCAUGACCUCGAAUUUUAGGGGUGCCCAUCCCUCUCUUUACCUUGGUUCCUUGUUUUUUUGGUGCCUCAUUUAGAUCUCUUGAUUGAGAGAGGUAGAUGGAAUUUCUUGUUUGAAUCACAAAUAAAAGAAAAUUUGCCCUAAAAUUUAUCGAUCCAAGAAUAUAAUGAUGUUUAAAAUUAAA
Zingiber officinale is the source of this 1658-nucleotide messenger RNA. Its product is annotated as protein CLT1, chloroplastic-like. The record is from RefSeq and is a predicted model, not a curated record. The transcript has 10 exons. Lineage: Eukaryota; Viridiplantae; Streptophyta; Magnoliopsida; Zingiberales; Zingiberaceae. Bases 166 to 1482 code for a protein of 438 amino acids.